This is a messenger RNA of Myxocyprinus asiaticus (Chinese sucker), 435 nucleotides long. RefSeq names its product neuritin 1b (gene nrn1b). The transcript is spliced from 3 exons. The coding region runs from base 1 to 435 and encodes 144 amino acids. Gene Ontology annotation, cellular component: plasma membrane. Gene Ontology annotation, biological process: nervous system development; neuron projection extension. The record is from RefSeq and is a predicted model, not a curated record. Lineage: Eukaryota; Metazoa; Chordata; Actinopteri; Cypriniformes; Catostomidae.
AUGGGACUGACAGCAUCCGAUAAAUGCAACUCGGUACUUUUUACACUGGAAUUAGUUUCUUUGAUACAGGCAGCAUGUGCUGGGGAAACAUGUGAAUCUGUAUUUAAAGGUUUCUCUGACUGCCUGCUCAGCCUUGGAGAAAACAUGGUAAACUAUCCCCAAGAGCUGGAUGACAGGGAAAACCUACAGACCAUCUGCUCAUAUUGGGAUGACUUCCACUCGUGUGCCUCCACCGCAAUUGCAGAUUGUCAAGAAGGAGCAACAGACCUUUGGGAAAAACUUAAGUUGCAGUCCCGGAGUUUGAACUAUAAGGGAAGCUUGUUUGAAUUAUGCUCUGUGGAUAAUGGAGCAUCCAGAAUUUUAUUACCAAUGGAAUUGAAGCUACUGCUGAUAUGUUUUACCACACUAGUAGCGUGGCUUGCUUUUGAGUUAUAA